Camellia sinensis is the source of this 992-nucleotide messenger RNA. Lineage: Eukaryota; Viridiplantae; Streptophyta; Magnoliopsida; Ericales; Theaceae. The record is from RefSeq and is a predicted model, not a curated record.
ACAGCUGCACGAACAGGACCAUGUUGAUAACUCAUCACCGAUCACUCUCUCAUAUCUUAAACCCCUCUCUCUCUCUCUCUCUCUCUCUCUCCAUCUUGGCUCUGGAGUGUUCGGAUCACUCACAAAUCAGUCGUCUCCCUCUCUCGAUCACUCUCUCCAUCUUCAUACCUCAUCACCGAUCCCUCUUUACUCUCCCUCGUUUGAAAUCGAAACUAAGUCGAAAUCCAGAGAUGAUCCAGAAAUUGACAGAAUGUUUAAGGAGAGAGUUAGAUGGGAUGAUCCUAUGGCACAUUUGGUGAAUUGUAAUGAGCCACGAACAGCUGAAGCCUCAUACCAGCAGAUGUGGCAUCAUCAAAUCCUACAACAGUGGGGAAGAAAGGGGAGGCAGGUCCCACCAAUGUCUUGGUUGUCCAUGGGUUGGAUGAAAAUGCUGAUGAAGAAAUGCUUCGUUAUGAGUUUUACAAACAUGCUCCAAUUAAGGAUCUUCGUCUGGUUAGCGACAAAUUUACUCAUGUUCCAAGGGGAUUUGCUUUUUUACAUUUUCAUACAUAUGACUCUGUUGGAUGGGUACCAAAGGAAUAUAAUCCAGACAACAAGCGGCCCACUGGUGGGCAGGAGCCAAGUGGUGGAGAGGUUGCAGGUCCAAAGGAUGCUUCUUCUUUACAAUCUGGCUUUGUUUGUGAUGAAGCAUCUGGCUAUUAUUACAAUGCUUCUUCUGGAUUCUAUUAUGAUGGAAAUACAGGUUUUUAUUUAUUUGGAAGCUGCCUUUUAGUUGUUUUCCUCAUUGUUAUUGUAAAAGCUGUCUCUUGAUUUUAUGUUUAUGCAUAAUAUAGGCAAAUGUUGCAAGUGUUGUAUCAUGUGGGCCAUAGCCCCAAUGGUAUCAAUGUUGUCGUCUAUAAGUGAACGUUCUGAUAUAUGUUGCUCAUACUGGUGUGGCAUCCUAAAUCUUUAACAAUCUUAUUUAGUGUGCAUCAAAUAAUUAGUUUCAUUAA